GUGCCAGUAGCAGUUCUCUCAGCACUCCUCAACAAGUUAACUUAAUAAAUGUGACUUUCUGCUCUAACGACGUACUUCCUGCCACUAGGACCCCCCAAAAGCAGAGAGUUAGCUUAGCUUACUUAGUUAUCUGCAGUAAUACAGUACAAACCAUAAUGGCGAGAUCCCCAUUGUCCGUCCAAAAGACAAGAGACAAUGAAGUUUGAGAGAAUAAGCAGCUUGCCGCAGCCUCUUAUCUUAUUUGUGUAUACAACCGUGUUUGGUUGUAUUUUAACUGUUAAUUGAAUUGUCUGCUUUGUACAUUGUGACACAUUUUGCGCAGUAAAAGUGCGGUAAGUGCUGAAGGUCAAUAAAGAUCAUUUCAAAGUCACUCAUUGUCCUCAACAUGUUGAUGAGGUAUCAGCUGAGGUAUGUGGUUUAAUUUACUUACAUUAACAUUAUUAAAUACCAUGUGUCAAUACUGCCAGCUCCUUUAUUGGUGUAAGUAAAUAGGCACAGCUCAGAGCAUUUCAGGCCACAGCAGCUGAAGGUUUAUAAAGACGGGGCUUCCUUUCUCUGAAUCACUCGCUACCUGCUGCUGCAACUGUAACCUUACUGGAUCAUUGCAACAAAGGUAAGACUGCUACUUGUAUACUACUCUGCAUCAUUUAUUAUUUAUUGAAAUUUUGUAUUUUCAACAAAAAGACAUUUUCUUAAAAAAAAUGCUGUGAUUCAUUAAAAGUUUGACAUAAUAUAUUUCAAGAGAUCCAGGCAAUGCUCUCAUUUUUAGCAUUCAUUCUGACAUUUACUUUCCCACAACUUUGAUUAGCACAUUCCUGUUUUUAUUACUGUUGGCCAUUGCAGUAUAAAGUCUUGAGUGUGUAUUUCAUUGUGUCAUUGCUGUAUGGAAUUAUUUACUUUAGUAUUUUAUGUUUACACAGAUGGCAUCCGUUUUUCAUUUUGGCCUGCUCUUGCUGAUUAGUGGACAGCUGCUUCUGACAGCUACAGCUGCUCCCGACCCUGAAGGUGUUGAACCUAAAUGCGCCUCCGGUUGGGUUGAGGUUGAAAAACGCUGUUUGAAGCUCUCGCAGGUUCCAGAAGCCUGGCCAGAUGCAGAUUUUCUCUGCAUGUUAGACAAUGCACAUCUGGUCUCCUUCAGAAAUCCAAAAGAUGCAGCGUUAGUUAGACUUAUGGUCAGUAAGGUGGAUAAAACCAUCACUUCUGUCUGGAUCGGGGCUGUCAUUGUACCUGAGACUGGAAAAUGGAUGUGGACUGACAGCACCCCGGUCCCUAAGGACUUUUUGGCGCUCCUGGAUGACCAGAAUGAGGGAUCCUGCAUGGUCAUGAAGAUGAGUGGGAAAGAGAAAUCCAUUUUCCAAAAGUCAAAGUGUUUGGAAUCUCUACCUUACAUCUGCAGUAAGGACAUGUAAUGGCUGCCAUGUCACAUCUUCCAUGAUGAUGGCAUAAAUGUUAGGCCUCGAUGACAUCAACACUGGAAAGCUUAUUGAUUAUUUUAAUCUACUUUCAAUUAACUGGAAUUGAAAGUGAAAUGAAAUCUGCUUGCAUUA
This is a messenger RNA of Larimichthys crocea (large yellow croaker), 1547 nucleotides long. RefSeq names its product snaclec coagulation factor IX/factor X-binding protein subunit B-like. Bases 909 to 1409 code for a protein of 166 amino acids. Lineage: Eukaryota; Metazoa; Chordata; Actinopteri; Sciaenidae. The transcript has 6 exons. Gene Ontology annotation, biological process: regulation of natural killer cell mediated cytotoxicity. The record is from RefSeq and is a predicted model, not a curated record. Gene Ontology annotation, cellular component: plasma membrane; cell surface. Gene Ontology annotation, molecular function: signaling receptor activity.